This is a messenger RNA of Nilaparvata lugens (brown planthopper), 2469 nucleotides long. Its product is annotated as Bardet-Biedl syndrome 7 protein homolog. Gene Ontology annotation, biological process: intracellular transport; intracellular protein localization; non-motile cilium assembly. Lineage: Eukaryota; Metazoa; Arthropoda; Insecta; Hemiptera; Delphacidae. The record is from RefSeq and is a predicted model, not a curated record. The transcript has 13 exons. Gene Ontology annotation, cellular component: BBSome; membrane; axoneme. Gene Ontology annotation, molecular function: protein binding. The coding region runs from base 160 to 2340 and encodes 726 amino acids.
UUAUGUUUUGUUGUUCUUGUUAUGAUACAGCGCUGUUUAUCUAUUAUUUUGAGUUGUUUUACUUGCCAAGGUUUAAUUUAACUCUAUUAAGUUUCUUAGCAGUAUAUAAAUCAAUCUUCUACAAGAUUUCGAUUGAGUCGGGUGAAAUAUUUAAGUCUAAUGGCUCUUGAAUUGACUCGAGUAGAUUACACAUUACUGGGCUUGACGUCCCCUCAGUGCAUGAAAUUAUUACCGAGCUCAGGAGGAAAGACAGUUCAAAAGGCUGCUAUUGGAGAUCAAGAUGGAGUUCUUCAAGUCCUGUCCUUGAAAAAAGGAGAAAUUCAAAUCAGCUUUAAAACUUUGCCUGGAGAGAAAAUUACGCGAAUCAGUUUGGGAGGAGCACUUGGAACCAUCCAAGAUAAAAUAUUCAGCUCGUCUAAAACAGAGGUGCGGGGCUACACUAAGAAAGGAAAAAUGUUCUUGAGCUUCGAUACUAGUCUUACGGAACACAUUAAAUCAAUGUAUAUCAGCGGUAGUGAUCUACUCGUCACUGGAGACCAUGUGUUCAACCAUUAUAAAGAUUGUAAAGACACAAGUUCUUACCUUUCUGCUGAUAAAAUAAGCGAUGUCAUCGCAUUGAAUGCUGAAAAGUUGGUGAGACUUGUGCCAGUGCUGGCAUGCGAGGACAGAUGCCUUCGCGUGUUGGAUGGGUCAGACGUGGCGCAAACAAUACCCCUCAACAGCAAUCCAACUUGUCAGCACCUCUAUCACAAUAAUGGCGGCGAUUCUGGCGAUUUCCUGCUCUACGGCACCGAAGAUGGGUCCAUUGGUCUGCUGCAGAUCACUAAAUCGGGCCACGAUGUGAAGUGGGAGAUGAAGAGCGACAAGCAGGAGGGCAGCGUGCUGUCAAUGCACUGCUACGACAUGACAGGUGACGGAGUGCCUGAUGUGGUGGUGGGGCGGAGGGAUGGCCUCAUUCAAGUCUUCUCCAUGCCCACAGAUGUCGGCGAAGAUGUACAUCCGCCGGCCGAACGCUUCUCUUAUACUUGCAAUGAAAGUGUUACCUCAGUACAAGGUGGAGUGCUGGGCAACACUGGGUGUGAUGAGAUUGUUGCAACUACUUACACAGGAUGGUUCUUCGGCCUGACGACAGCCGUAGUGGAGAAACAAGUGAGCGGCGACACGACAAGCGCCAACUCGAAAGUCGUCCGACUGACGAAUGACGAUAAGCUGAAAAUCAUCAAACUGCGUGCAGAGGUCGAUGACCUUGAACAGAAGGUGAUGAAGGAACGCGAAAAGUAUGAAUCGUCCACACAGGAAGACUCGCCCGGCUUCUCCACUAUUCCUUUUCUGUCUAUCUGCGACAAGAUGUGGCUGAGCAAGGAGGACGCCAUCUAUCAGCUCAACUUGGAGGUGCAGACUGCUAUCGACAAUGUGCUGCUGCAGAGUGAUGUGCCCAUUGUGCUGCUCGAUGUCGAGAAGAAUUCGGCGGUCGUUAGUUACAGCUCUUGUCAUAACUCAAGUGAAAACAAACUGUUGGCGACCUACCGUUGCCAGAUGAACACGACUCGACUGGAGCUUCGCUUCCGCACGGAGGAGGGGCAGCAAGGCACCCUGGUGGCCUACAUCACCCCCCUGGUGCAGCCCAAGUGCUGUCAGCUCAGACACUACCCCAUCAAACUCCUCUCGCUACACACGCGCUCUCACAACUUCGAUACUACAAGGCCAUACAACGUUCUUUCUCUGAAGGGAGGCUUCAGCCUGGCUGAAAUGCAUGCUUGGAUCUCGUUCUGUUUGCCCGAGGUUCCAGAGAAAGUUCCUCUUUCCGAUCCAGCAGUUCUUAUCUUUGAAUCAACUUUUGUUGGCUCACUACUCCGCUGCAGUUACAGCAAGGGUGAAGCUGAGUUUCAGUCUGACAACAUCUGCACUAUUUCGAUUUUGAAAGAUGUAUUGACGAAGGAAGCUACCAAGAAAAAAAUUAAACUGGAUAUUUCAAGUUCCAUCAAUAAUGAAAGCAUUGACAGUUUGCUUCGUUUGCUGGAUCCGAAAAUCGACUACUACUCAAGUCUUGAGAAAAAAUGUACACUCAUUGAAGCGCUCAAAGAUGUUGAAACACAUGAGGAGAAUGUAGCUGAAUGUCUCAUGCCUGAAUACAAAGAAAUACUGAAAAACCAAAAUCAACUUUUAGCUGAACGUACUAAAUCGUCUGGAUUUUUGGACAGACUCAAAGCAUUCAUUAUCGAGCUAUUCACGGACUGGUAUAAAUUCAAAGGAAUCAACGUGAAAUCCAGGAUACCACUCCUGGUUGAAAUAUUAGAUAAUUAUAAUUUCGAAGAACUAUUAAGUGCCUUCAAACAGUAGAACAAUAUUUUCUAAAUAUUUUGUACAAAUUAUGCACAAUAUCUUGCACAGAACACAGAAUGACGUGGAACUUUACUUUCAAUGAUUGAUGCUUAUUUCACCCAGAAGUUUUGAAAAUUACAAAGUGAA